GGGGUCAGAGUCUACGUGGUGAGGUUUGGAACCACUAAUCCGGUUGUACACUUGUCACCAUGGUUAAGACCCGUAGUGGGUUAGACACUAGCCCCUACAGUAAGGAGCAACAAGAAAAGAUGGCCGCCUUAGUGAGAGAAAACAGAGAGAGGAAAGAGCGCGAGAGGCAGGCCAAGCUAAAGGCUAUCGCAGAGGAGCAGGCGACUAAGAUGAAGAGGUUGGAGGAGGGGAUGCAGAGGGUUCAACAGGAGGAGGAAGAAAGAAGAAAGGCUGCUGAAGCAAAAGUAGCAGCAGAAGAAGAAAAAGAGAGAAUGAGGAUUGAGAGCGGAGAAGGGAGUAGUGGUGGCACGAUGAAGAGGGAUACAGAUGUUGAGAUUGAGAAGAAGAUAAGCGAGUGGGUCGCUAAGUUAUCGUUGGAAGAGGAUGAGGAGGCAAAAUCUUACGUGACUGAGGAUGAGAGGGCUGCGCUAGCCAGUGAGCUAGCAACAAUGACAGAUCCAAUGGAACGGCGAGAAAGGGAGGAAGAGCAGAAGUUGGCAUGGAAGCUGAGGAUGAAGAGGGGGAAGAAGAGGAGGAGAGAGGAAGUGAACAAAAUGACCGCAGAGGUAGCAAAGGUGCAGGAGUGCAGGCAGGAAGUGUUGGCCCAACCCGACGACAAGGCCAAGUUGCUUAAGAAAGAGGCAAUCUGGCAAUCGGACAAAGACUGUACUUCUGCACUAAAGAGACUGAAACGCGCGUUAAUAGAGUACCCUGUCCUCAAAGUAGCAGAUCCGUCCUUGCCAUUUGUCAUCACCACGGGCGCGAGUCAGCAUGGGAUAGGCGCCGUGUUGCAGCAGGAUGACGACAAUGGCUAUAGACCCAUAGAGUUCAUGUCCGCGAGGAUGCCCUCAAAGAAGGUAGCCACCUCGACGUACGAGAGAGAACUCUACGCUCUCAGGCAGGCGCUAGAGCACUGGAAGCAUUACCUGCUUGGGAGGCACUUCAAAGUGUAUUCUGACCAUGAAACACUUAGAUGGUUGAAGACCCAGGCCAAGAUGACACCUAAGCUAACUAGGUGGACCGCAGAGGUAGACCAAUAUGACUUUGAGCUUAAGCUAGUAAAGGGCAAGUACAACGUAGUUGCGGAUGCUCUGAGUAGGAUAUCAGACUACUUUGGAGCCAUAGUACACUAUCUGGAUAUAGGGAGAGACCUGCAGGAGAAAGUGAAGCAAGCGUAUGCGUAUAGCGAUGUCCUAAAGAGAGUUAGAGAGGCCCCAGAGACUGAGCCAGAUCGCCGCACUACAGACGGAUUGUUGUUUGAGAAGAUUAAUGUGUUUGACCGCUUGUGCGUUCCCAAUAGCGAGGACAUCUGCAGUCUGAUUUUAGGGGAAUGUCACGAUACUGAAGGGCAUUUCGGUUGGCAAAAGACAUUAGCCAAUCUGAUGCGUGCGUACACCUGGCCAGGGAUAAAGAAUAACUGCGGAGAGUAUGCCCGCAGUUGUAAAGUGUGCCAGAGGAACAAGUCUACUACACGCGCGCCCCUAGGUCUUCUCAGACCCUUGCCUAUUCCGGAUCAGUCGGGAGACUCAGUGUCCAUAGACUUCAUGGACACCCAAGUCAAGAGCAGACAUGGUAAGAGCCAAGUCAUGGUCAUAGUUGACCGCUUUAGUAAUGCCACGUCAGCAGUGCAGAUCAACUGUGCCACGUCAGCAGUGCCACGUGACAGUGCCAAGUCACAGUACCACGUCAGCAGUGCCACGUCACAGUGCCAGAUCAGCAGUGCCAUGUCCGCAGUGCCAGAUCAGCAGUGCCACGUCCGCAGUGCCAGAUCAGCAGUGCCACGUCCGCAAAGCCAGAUCAGCAGUGCCACGUCCGCAGUGCCAGAUCAGCAGUGCCACGUCCGCAGUGCCAGGUCACAUUGCCACGUCAGACAUAGUGCCACUGCCACAUCAGCAGUGACACGUAAGCAGCAUUGCCACGUCAGCAACAUGACGGGCCUGCCAGGCCAACUGGCCAAUGAGACCAUUGCCGCCUACAAGCAGCGUUGCCUGGCUCAGAUAGAGGCUGAGGAACAACGCCUGCUGGCAGUCGAGGCUGCCCGCAUACAAGCUGAAGAGGCAGCAGCAGCACAGAAACUGCGGCUACAGGCCGAUGCAGAAGCAGAUGCCCAGGCUCGCCGAAAGGAAGCCCAGGAUCUGCUGCAGCGGCGUGAAGCCAACAACAUCGACAGACUCAAGUACUGGCAUUUUCAACCAAACGGCGACGACGCAACACCGGAAGAAAAGCACAAGGAGUUCCUCUCCAAACUCGUGACGCGGUUGUUGUAUGCUUGCAACUACCAAAGGUUAGAGUUCGAGAGACAGCACUGGGACCUGACGCAACAGCAUCAGGAAUUGGCGACGCUCCGCCGCACAGUGCAGAGCCACGAGGAUGCAACUCGGGCACUCAAUGCCCGAUUGUUGGACCUGGAACAGGCUGUACCAGGACCAGCUGCUGGAGCUUCCAGCAGUGCACCCUCAAGCYGCCAACUGGAGGACCGYGUUGACCACGUAGUGGCAAUGCUCGGCGACAUCAGCACCUUCGCUGCGCCGACCACCACCAUCAGCAGUCAGCUGCAUACACUGAAGACCGAGGUCCAGAAGCUGCAGUCGACGAACGCGGACGACAAUCCGAAGAUGUACAAGAUGCCAACUUUCAACCUGGAGAGRUUCGACGACUACACGCAGCASGAUCCCGUCCUCUGGUGGGAAGCAUUCACAAYGCAACUYAGGAUUCUGCMAGUAGCCAAGCAUGCGUACAUCGGCGCCCUGUUCCUGAACUCAAAGGGCGGAUGCCAGACCUGGUUGAGCCAYCUGGCAACCUCCCACGGCGUCGACGUACCAGACUUGAAGGACGUAAUCACAUGGGAGGAACUAACACGGCUGUGGAAGAAGCGGUUCAUCGUCGACGACGCGCCGGCACUCGCCAUCAACCGUUUGUUCACUAUGUCACAAGGCAACACAGCAACACGGGACUGGCUCACGGAGUGGCAAAAGAUUGCGGUUGUGCCCAAUCUGAACCUACCAUUCAAGCAUCUAUGCCGUGAGUUCUACAACAGGGUGCUUGACGUGCUCUUCCAUGGACUUGCUGAAAAUCAGGAUGUCGUCAAGGUAAAUAACAACAAACAUGUUGAGCUGAUGGUGGAGAACCUUGUGCAUGAGGCACUGAAAUGUGGCUGGUGCAUUCGUAAGACCGAAGGGCAUAACGAUGAAUUUGUACAACCCAUCGCGAGUUUUGAAUGCAGUUUUGUGGUGGUUGCUCCGAUCAACUUCAAUUUGGUGGUAGUCAGAUUUGAGGUCGAUCUUGGAGAAGACUUUGCACCCCUCUGCCACAUCUAACAGAUCAUCUAUGCGAGGCAAGGGAUAARCUUUCUUUCGGGUGAUACGAUUUAGGCCACGAUAGUCCAUACACAUCCGGAGUUUGCCUCCUUUCUUCGGCACAAACAGGAYAGGUGCACCGAACUCAGACUCRCUAGGCCUAAUCCAUCCACRAUUAAUCAUGGCAUCAUUUUGUCUCCUCAACUCCCCCAACUCGCCUUGUCCCAUACGAUAGACGCAACCCUUUGGAGGAACACUCCAUUAUUAUCUCGAUCUUGUGUUUGACCGGACGCUCGGGAACUCCACGAG
Molecule: messenger RNA, 3644 nt
Organism: Chara braunii
Lineage: Eukaryota; Viridiplantae; Streptophyta; Charophyceae; Charales; Characeae
Source: the annotation of a GenBank genome assembly